Molecule: messenger RNA, 1976 nt
Organism: Musa acuminata AAA Group (dessert banana)
Lineage: Eukaryota; Viridiplantae; Streptophyta; Magnoliopsida; Zingiberales; Musaceae
Product: tubby-like F-box protein 14
Exons: 6
Coding region: 461-1756 (431 amino acids)
Molecular function (GO): protein binding
Source: RefSeq, a predicted model, not a curated record
GCCUAUCUACUGGAUUUAAUGGGGCCUUUAGAUCCGACUUCACUUCCUGUUCGAAGCGAACAAAAAUAAACGGAAAAGGAUCCAUGAAGCCGGCGACGGAGAGGAGGGAUUGGAAGCGAAAGCAAGAAGGUUCGAGAGGUUUAGAUCUGGUGAUGCGAAUGCGAACGAGAUCGAUGGGGCCGGGAUCGUUUCCCCUGUCCUGUUUGAUGCGUGGUGGGGUCUUGAGCCCUCGUGGCUGAGUAGGAUGUCGUCCGUCCUCCUCUCCUAUUUAACGAUGGGCAAGCCUCAAUGCAUAAACAGUGUCCUAUGGUUGUUUGCUAGCGACGAGGAUUGUGAGGGAGGAAGAUCUUCGCCUUGGAGAGAGCUUGCUGUUUGGGUUUGGUUGACUACUAUUUGUACAAUUGUGGGUACAAUCUUUGUGCCUUUGGGGAGGAAAUUCAUUCCUCAUUUAGUUGCCUAAAUGUCAUUCUGCAACAUUUUCUGCAAUGCGAGAUACAGCUAUGGAGGCUCAUCUCGGCAUGAUUUUGAGACACGGCUUGCGGGCCAUUGCACGCCAAAUUCUCAGGUUGCAGUGCAUGAGGUGCACGAUCAACAUCUGGUAGUUCAGGCUAGCUGCUGGGAUAGUUUUCCCCCUGAACUUCUCAAUGAUGUGAUAACAAGGUUGGAUAGUGAAAGCACUUGGCCUUUUUGUAAGAAUGUAGUGGCUUGUGCUGGUGUUUGCAGGUCAUGGAGAGAAAUAUGUAAAGAGAUUGUUAAGAAUCCUGAGUUUUCCGGAAAGUUCACCUUUCCAGUCUCCCUGAAGCAGACUGGUCCGCGAGAUAGUACUAUCCAGUGUUUUGUUAAGAGGGACAAGAGGGACAAAUCAUCUCUAACAUAUCAUCUUUACCUGUGUCUUAGCACAGAUGUACUUGUUGAGAAUGGUAAAUUCCUUCUGUCAGCCAAGAAAAUUCGUCGGGCAACUUGUACAGAAUACAUAAUAUCUAUGGAUCGUGACAAUAUAACCAGAUCAAGCAACACAUAUAUUGGAAAAGUAAGGUCCAAUUUCAUUGAAACCAAGUUUGAAAUCUAUGAUACUCAGCCGCCAUGCAAUGGGGCAGCAUCCUCCCAACUAGGCAAAAUUAGCCAGAGACCUUACUUGAGAAAAUUCUCAUCGAAAGUGCCCAGUGGAAGCUUCAAGAUAGCCCAGGUGACAUAUGAAAUAAAUGUGCCGCGAGCAAGGAGCCCAAGGCGGAUGCACUGUGUUAUGCACUCAAUUCCUGCCUCAGCCCUUGACGCUGGUGGGACAGUUCCUUGUCAGCCAGAGAAUCUGCUACCCCGCUCUCUGGAGGACUCUUUCCAGAGCAUCUCCUUUAGGAAAUCAUCUUCUGCAGAGCGCUCAAUUGGUUUCAGCGGUUCCCGUUGUUACUCGGAUAUCGCUGGAGGAGUUAGAGUGGGGAAUGAAGAAGACGACAAGGCCACGGAGAUGCCUCUGGUUCUCCGAAACAAGGCUCCUAGGUGGGUUGAGCAGUUGCAAUGCUGGUGCCUUGACUUCGGGGGACGUGUGACCAUGGCUUCGGUCAAAAACUUCCAGCUCAUCGAGGCGACACAGCCAGCUGCAAUGCAUCCAUCACCACUGCAGCAAGACAAGAUUAUACUUCAGUUUGGAAAGGUUGCGGAGGACAUGUUUACUAUGGAUUACCGGUACCCAUUGUCAGCCUUCCAGGCUUUUGCCAUCUGCUUGUGUAGCUUUAGCAACUGGCCUUGCGAGUACAGCUAACCUAGAUGAACUAUUGAAAUCGAAGAGGUUACAAAAGUUGCUCUUGUUAAUGUUAAUGCCCAGAGGCCUGUAACAUGUAAUUUUCUGUAUCAAGUGCCAUCAUCCAUGGGCCUAUAUAUUUUUUUUCCUUAUUUGUAGCUUCGGUAACAGCCUCACCAACAAGUAAUCCAAUAUAUCUGUCUGUCUCAUUAAUGCACAAUUGAAUUGAUUGCCUUGUUUA